AUGGCAGGACAGCGCGUAGUUGGAGGUAUCAGUCGUUCAAAAAGGGCAGAGGUAACUUCGUCAUUCUCUUCCUCUUCUUCAACUUCCUCUUCGGAAAUUUCCGACAAACCCGUGAUUGCCAAAUGGCGUCGAGCAUGCAGUUUCUAUCUACGUGGCCAUUGUAAAAAGGAAGAUUGUGAGUUUGCCCAUGAUCUCACCAAGGUGACGUGUAAAUUCUGGGAGGUUGGCGAGUGUUUCAAAGGUCCAACAUGUCCUUUCCUUCAUGGGUACCCUCCUGAAUUACUUUUAGAAGUCCAACAAAGACAGCAGCAACAAGAACAACACGCACAACAAGUCGAACAAUUGGCUGCAAAUUGA
Rodentolepis nana is the source of this 357-nucleotide messenger RNA. Lineage: Eukaryota; Metazoa; Platyhelminthes; Cestoda; Cyclophyllidea; Hymenolepididae. The record is from the annotation of a GenBank genome assembly.